Molecule: messenger RNA, 1958 nt
Organism: Lytechinus variegatus (green sea urchin)
Lineage: Eukaryota; Metazoa; Echinodermata; Echinoidea; Temnopleuroida; Toxopneustidae
Product: putative nuclease HARBI1
Exons: 6
Coding region: 409-1470 (353 amino acids)
Source: RefSeq, a predicted model, not a curated record
GAAUUCACAAAGGUGGACUAAAGUUAUACCCGGGGUAUAAAACGCGUCAUUUGACGUCAUUUUAAUCCAUGGACUAAAGUUAGUACCUAGGUACUAACUUUUGCGAUUCACAAAGGUGGACUAAAGUUAUACCGGGGUAUAAAACGCGUCAUUUGACGUCACGAUUUAGUCAGCUCUUUGGGGUGGACUAAAUCGGUGGAUUAAAGUUAGUCCACGGUUUUAACCAAUCAGAGAGCAGCAUUUCUAUUGCGGAAAAGUUACCGUCAGUUUGCCGCCAAAAAGUUAACUUUUUUCGGCAGUCAAUUCAUGUGUUGUUGCCGUAUAUAACGCUACGAAUUUCACGACUGCGACCAAGAUUUCUUAACACUUCAGCAACAUACCAUACAUGUACCUACGAUAGUGAAAGUCAUGGCUCGCAAUUUUGAACAGCUGCGCCGUGUUGAGAGAGAGAGGGAGAUUCAGCAACACAUUGGAAGACCGGAGCGUGGAUUAAGGGACAGGAAGAAUCCAUUUGAAUGCUACGAGGAUGAACCUUUCAGAGAAAGGUACCGCUUCUCCAAAGAAACUGCGAUGUAUAUCAUCAAUAUGCUCGAAGGGGAUUUAGAGAGACAGACAGACAGGAAUGACCCAUUGCCUGUCAUGUUGCAGGUUUUGACUGGACUUCGUUUCUAUGCUGUUGGCACCUUUCAGAAGAUGCACGCAGACGAAGCAACUGUAUCACAAUCAUCCGUGUGCAGAAUCAUCAAAGAUGUUUCUGAGGCAAUCGCAAGGAGGAAGAGACAGUUCAUGAAGUUUCCGACGACAAGAGAUGAAAUUGAAACCACCCAGCGACAAUUUUAUGAUUACUGCGGGUUUCCAGGGGUCAUCGGUGCUAUCGAUGGGACCCAUGUCUACAUCAGGAGUCCUGGUGGGGAACAAGCCCUGUACUUCCUUAACAGGAAGAACAGGUACUCUGUAAAUGUACAGGUUGUAUGUGAUGUAGCUGGAAAAAUAACAAAUAUCGUUGCCAGAUGGCCGGGCAGCACCCACGAUUCACGGAUUUUCUCUGAGUGUGCACUGAAAGGACAGCUGGAAGCUAGGGCUGAUGGUUCUGAGUGGCUACUUGGGGAUAGUGGGUACCCCUGCCUCCCCUUUCUGUUGACUCCCCUCCUUAAUCCUCUUGGACGGCCACAGGUGCGCUACAAUAGCGCCCACAAAAGAGGACGUUGCGUUAUCGAGCGCACCUUUGGCCGUUGGAAGAGGAGGUUCCCGUGCCUCAAUGAUUUGCGCGUGAAGGUGGAUACUACUUUCACAAUAAUAGUGGCUUGCUCGGUCCUGUGGAACAUCUCCCUCGACCAUAACGAGGUAAAUAUUCCAGGACCUGAGCCAGAGGAAAUGCCUCCACUUGUCCACCUUCCUCCUGGCCUACAUGACGCUGUCGCUGGUAGGCUCAGGAGAGAGCAAAUCAUUGAGGACCAUUUUUCCAACUAACCCAAGUAGCCACUCAGAACCAUCUUCUCUGGUACCAGCUGUUCUUCCAGUCCACUUAGAGGAAAUCCUUGAAUUGAGAUGCUGACAAGGUAUUUGUUAUUUUCCAGCAUUACAGGGCUUUUACACUGGGCAUUCAGAGUGUUAGGUAGUACGCAUACAAUCAUUUUUACUACCGUAUUAUGGACAUUGUUUCUUUGAGACCAUGUCGCUCUUUUACGUGCACUUUGGAGCAUGAAAAAUAUUAGCUUUUACAAUUUGAAUUCAAGGAUUACACUGUCACAGCCUCAUUUUUUAAAUUGGCAUCAUUGUCAUAAAUUGAAAGUUGCUCUUUCAAUUCUCUGAUGGUGCUAUUCAUGAUGCAUUUUUAAAAAAAUAUUCAAUUUAAGGAACUCCUUGUCAUACAUGUAGACACCUUUUUAAGAUACCAAUUUAUUUCCCCAAAGUUAAACUUGUGCAAUACAUAUCAUUUUUCAUGUGUCAAAUGAAAA